Messenger RNA from Anisakis simplex (herring worm), 1587 nucleotides. Lineage: Eukaryota; Metazoa; Nematoda; Chromadorea; Rhabditida; Anisakidae. The record is from the annotation of a GenBank genome assembly.
AAUUCGAACGGAACAAAAGAACCUGUGAAUGAUGAAAACCGAACAAGUGAAAAAGAUCCUUUUGGUUGGACAUUCGUUUGUGUAUUUGGUUGCUUUCACAUCACUCUAUUGGCAAAUACCAGGCUUUUAUUUAUAGGACUGUAUGGAGAGAAUGGUCUUUUACCAAUUGCAUCGAAGCUAAAUUGUGGUAAUUUAUUGUUAUCAUUGUCAUUGCCAUUGUAUUAUUAUUAUUGUUAUAAUAAAAAAUUUGAGGUUGGUGAUACAUUUCUAUGGUUCCAAUGGGAUACACUAUUGCUUGAAGCGGGAGCACUGUGUUGUUUAUUGGCACGAAUGCCUUUGAUUGGUUCAUCAUCGUCAACAGAUAACAUAUCGAUCUUCUUGAUUCGAUGGCUUGUUUUUCGUUUGAUGUAUGCAUCUGGGGUUGUCAAGUUGACGAGUCAGUGUCCUGCGUGGUGGAGUCUAACUGCAUUGAACAUACACUUUGAAAGUCAGUGCCUACCAACUUGGAUAGCAUAUUAUGCGCAUCAUUCACCCGAAUGGUUAAGAAGAUUAUCUGUUGCCGCCACGUUCUAUAUUGAAAUGAUUUUACCACCAUUGUUUUUGGUGCCUUUCAAAGCUUUACGGACAUUUGCCUUCUAUCCACAGGUGAUCGUUAAGAAGAAGCAGUUCUGUUGUUUGGAUAUGUCGAAAAUCUUUCCGUGCAGAGUAGAGCACAUUGGCUCAUAUUACAAAGUAUCUAGUUUGUUAAUUUUAGCAUUCUCACGUAGGGGAUUCGCUUCAUUUGUUGAUUGGUCAGUGCUGUAUUUACUUUAUAUAGGAAUUGUGGCAUAUAUUUUGGAGGUUAUUACUGCUAUAAUUAGGUUAUCACCAUUUGCGUCGUUGAGUGAGUCUGCGAAGAGCGUGGUACCAUCACAAGCAAAAUCCUUGUACGAAUGGUCAAAUAACUAUCAGCUGACGCACGCUUACGGUCUUUUCAGACGGAUGACUGGUUUGUAUGGUCGACCAGAAGUGAUUGUUGAGGGUGCGUACGAGCCAAAUGGUCCUUGGGUUCCGUUCAAUUUCUAUGCAAAACCUUUGAAGUUGGAUGCAAAACCGCGAUUCAUACUGCCGCAUCAGCCACGUCUGGACUGGCAGAUGUGGUUUGCUGCGUUAGGUGCUUAUCAGCACAAUCCCUUCUUCAUCUCGUUGGUUCAUCACUUACUGCGUAACAAUACCGAAGUGACGUAUUUAAUGGAUCGAUAUCCAUUCGAGCACAAAUUACCGAAGUUCAUCCGCGCACAGCUUUAUCUGUAUCAUUAUACGGCACCAAAUAAGCAAGGUGAAUGGCCAGUGAACUACUGGAGGCGUGAUUUACAAGAAGAAUAUAUGCCACCGAUAACGAAGGAUGAUCCGAAUGUGAGAUAUUAUCUUCAGGAAAAUGGUUUCCUUCUUAAGGAGAAAUUCCGUUUCAACAAUGAGAAUAAGCGUUUGGAAGGACUAUUGAAGAGUGUACAUUUGUACGUACGAGAAUAUGAUCCAGCAUGGUUAAUCUAUUCGUUACUAAUCGCACAUCUAAUGGCUAUGAUCACAAUGAAGCUGUUUAAUUAA